CGACGUAGGACCCACGAACGGCGGUUCUCCGUUGGCUUUCCGGCUGUUUUGUAUUAAUGAAAGUUUAUCAACCUGAAAUCAGAAUCAUCUCAAUUAUCACGCCGUAUUAAGCCGGGCUAAGCACACCGUUUGCUGCCCUUUAAAGACAUUGUAGGGAAGCCACAGAAAGAGCCAUGUUUCUCUACAACAUCACACUACAGCGAGCCACUGGCAUCACCCAUGCCAUCCAUGGAAACUUCUCAGGAACCAAGAUGCAGGAGAUUGUUGUUUCCAGGGGAAAGAUCUUGGAACUUCUGCGUCCAGAUGCCAACACAGGAAAGGUGCACACUCUGCUCACAGUAGAAGUGUUUGGCAUCGUAAGGUCUCUGAUGGCGUUCAGGCUCACCGGUGGAACCAAAGAUUACAUAGUUGUAGGAAGUGACAGUGGUCGCAUUGUCAUCCUGGAAUAUCAUCCAUCAAAGAACAUGUUUGAGAAGAUCCACCAGGAAACAUUUGGAAAGAGCGGUUGUCGGCGCAUCGUUCCCGGACAGUUCCUGGCUGUCGAUCCAAAAGGCAGAGCUGUUAUGAUAGGAGCGAUCGAGAAACAGAAGCUGGUUUACAUUCUGAACAGAGACGCAGCAGCGAGACUGACCAUCUCCUCCCCACUGGAGGCCCAUAAAGCAAACACACUGGUUUACCACGUGGUCGGAGUCGACGUUGGCUUUGAGAAUCCCAUGUUCGCCUGCUUAGAAAUGGACUAUGAGGAAGCUGACAAUGACCCAACAGGAGAAGCUGCCGCCAACACACAACAGACUCUCACCUUCUACGAGCUGGAUCUUGGCCUAAAUCACGUGGUCCGCAAAUACAGUGAGGCUUUGGAAGAGCAUGGGAAUUUCCUCAUCACAGUUCCGGGUGGCUCAGACGGGCCCAGUGGUGUCCUGAUCUGCUCCGAAAACUACAUCACCUACAAGAACUUUGGAGACCAGCCAGACAUUCGCUGUCCCAUCCCGCGACGCAGGAAUGACCUAGAUGACCCGGAGCGGGGCAUGAUAUUUGUCUGCUCAGCCACACACAAGACCAAGACCAUGUUCUUUUUCCUGGCUCAGACUGAGCAGGGAGAUAUCUUCAAGGUUACCCUAGAAACAGAUGAAGAAAUGGUCACAGAAAUCAGGAUGAAGUACUUUGACACGAUCCCCGUAGCAACAGCCAUGUGUGUUCUGAAGACUGGCUUCCUGUUUGUGUCUUCAGAGUUUGGAAACCACUACCUUUACCAGAUCGCUCACCUGGGUGACGACGAUGAGGAGCCUGAGUUCUCAUCUGCGAUGCCACUGGAGGAAGGAGACACCUUCUUCUUCCAGCCCCGCCCACUCAAAAAUUUAGUGCUGGUGGAUGAACAGGAGAACUUAUCCCCCAUCAUGUCCUGUCAGAUUGCUGAUCUGGCCAACGAGGACACACCUCAGCUGUACGUGGCCUGUGGUCGAGGACCCAGGUCUACACUAAGGGUCCUUCGUCAUGGACUGGAGGUUUCAGAGAUGGCUGUGUCCGAGCUGCCCGGUAACCCCAACGCUGUGUGGACAGUACGCAGACACGUGGAAGACGAGUUUGAUGCCUAUAUCAUUGUGUCUUUCGUCAACGCCACUCUGGUCCUGUCCAUCGGCGAGACUGUAGAAGAAGUGACGGAUUCCGGGUUCCUGGGAACAACACCCACUCUUUCCUGCUCGUUGCUGGGGGAAGACGCCUUGGUGCAGGUUUACCCAGACGGCAUCCGUCACAUCCGUGCAGACAAGCGUGUUAACGAGUGGAAGACUCCGGGUAAAAAGACCAUCGUCCGCUGUGCUGUGAACCAGCGGCAGGUGGUCAUCGCCCUCACUGGAGGGGAGCUGGUCUACUUUGAAAUGGACCCGUCUGGCCAGCUGAACGAGUACACGGAACGCAAGGAGAUGUCUGCAGAUGUGGUUUGCAUGAGCCUGGCCAACGUCCCUCCCGGCGAGCAACGCUCCCGAUUCCUGGCUGUUGGACUGGUCGAUAACACUGUCCGAAUCAUCUCCCUGGAUCCAUCGGACUGCCUGCAGCCCCUGAGUAUGCAGGCUCUACCAGCCCAACCAGAGAGUUUGUGUAUCGUAGAGAUGGGAGGGGUCGAGAAGCAAGACGAACUCGGAGAAAAGGGAACCAUCGGUUUCCUCUACCUCAACAUCGGGCUUCAGAACGGUGUGCUGUUGAGGACCGUUUUGGACCCAGUAACCGGCGACCUGUCGGAUACAAGAACACGUUACCUCGGAUCACGGCCUGUCAAACUCUUCAGAGUCAGGAUGCAGGGCCAAGAAGCAGUUCUGGCGAUGUCCAGUCGCUCUUGGUUGAGCUACUCGUAUCAGUCUCGCUUCCACCUGACUCCUCUAUCAUAUGAGACUCUGGAAUAUGCUUCUGGCUUUGCCUCUGAGCAGUGCCCAGAGGGUAUAGUAGCCAUUUCCACCAACACACUGAGAAUCUUGGCUUUGGAGAAGUUGGGCGCCGUCUUCAACCAGGUGGCCUUUCCCCUGCAGUGCACUCCCAGGAAAUUUGUAAUUCACCCCGAGACCAAUAACCUAAUUUUGAUCGAGACAGACCACAAUGCUUACACGGAGGCGACGAAAGCUCAGCGAAAGCAACAGAUGGCUGAGGAGAUGGUGGAGGCUGCCGGUGAGGAUGAAAGAGAACUGGCUGCUGAAAUGGCCGCCGCCUUCCUCAACGAGAAUCUCCCAGAAGCCAUCUUUGGCUCCCCAAAAGCUGGAGCCGGACAGUGGGCCUCAAUCGUGCGACUGGUCAACCCCAUUCAGGGUUCAACUCUGGACCAGGUGCAGCUGGAGCAGAAUGAAGCUGCGUUCAGUGUUGCCGUGUGUCGAUUUCCAAACACAGGAGAUGAUUGGUAUGUUCUGGUCGGCGUUGCCAGAGACAUGAUUCUCAACCCCAGAUCAGUUUCCGGUGGCUUUAUCUACACCUACAGGCUCACCAGUGGUGGAGAGAAGCUGGAGUUUGUGCACAAGACCCCAGUGGAAGACGUGCCUCUGGCCAUUGCUCCAUUUCAGGGACGAGUCCUGGUGGGAAUUGGAAAACUACUGAGAAUCUACGACAUGGGAAAAAAGAAGCUGCUCCGCAAGUGCGAAAACAAGCACGUGCCCACCCUGGUCACUGGCAUCCACACCAUAGGCCAGCGCGUCAUCGUGACCGACGUCCAGGAGAGUCUGUUCUGGAUCCGUUACCGGCGCAACGAGAACCAGCUCAUCAUCUUUGCGGAUGACACGUAUCCUCGCUGGGUGACGACCGCCUGCCUCCUCGACUACGACACCAUGGCGUCUGCUGACAAGUUUGGCAACAUUAGCAUUGUGCGUCUUCCCCCCAACACCAGCGAUGAUGUGGAUGAAGAUCCCACCGGCAACAAAGCUUUAUGGGACAGAGGCCUCCUGAAUGGAGCAUCACAGAAGGCUGAGGUGAUAGUGAACUAUCACGUUGGUGAGACGGUGCUGUCUCUCCAGAAAACCACUCUGAUUCCCGGAGGCUCAGAGUCCCUGGUCUACACCACACUGUCUGGAGGCAUUGGCAUUUUAGUUCCAUUCACAUCACACGAGGAUCACGACUUUUUCCAGCAUUUAGAGAUGCACAUGCGCUCGGAGUUCCCUCCACUGUGUGGCAGAGACCACCUCAGCUUCAGAUCCUAUUACUUCCCAGUCAAGAAUGUGAUAGAUGGAGAUCUGUGCGAGCAGUUCAACAGCAUGGACCCUCACAAGCAGAAGAGCUUGGCAGAAGAGCUGGACAGGACGCCACCCGAGGUCUCCAAGAAGCUAGAGGACAUUCGCACUCGCUACGCCUUCUAAAUGUGGCCUCAGGCCGAAGGCACAGACAAACUCUCCCCCCUUCCUUUAAAAAAAUAAAAUUACUUAAUUACUGUGUUUUUUACACCUCCAUGCGGCCGCUGUCAACAGCAGCAGCUCAGAGAAGAUCUUUUUUUAACAAUUCGUUAAGAUUUCGUCACAGCUGUGCUAACAGACGUGCGACACAGCUGUGGACGGCACACGCGGCUGUGCCCACAGAACUCGCACACUUGAAUAAUCCAUCUGCCAUCACCUCACCUGCAAGCAAGUGCAUUUUAUUUAAAGGUAAAAGUGUGAUUGCAUAAUCUUUGAUUUCAUCAAAAAUGUGUUUUUUGUAUGUUGUGAUAUUUUUUUUUUUUUAAAGUGUAUUGAUUAGAAUGAGUUGUCGUGAUGUCAUGACCACAGUCACAAGAGGGUAUAGCAAGUCUCAUUUUUUUAUUUUACUGUUCCUCGGCUUGUGUCGAGGAACAGUAAAAAGCUUGUUGGGCACACGGGGGAACCGUAAAGGCGGCCGACCUCUGAGUGAGUCCAGUCCUCGGGGCCACAGAUGCAGUGUCGCUGCACUGUGGCAUUAAGACGACUGCUGAACUCAGACUAAAAUAAGUGGGUGGAAGAAGACUAAAGCGUUGAACUGGGUGUUGUUCCUCAGUCCUGAAAAUUCCCAACCUCAGCCACAGACAUAGCAUUCCUCAGUAGUCACUGGAUGGUAGGAGUUUGUGGGGCCGGGGCAGUGGUCUGUUUUGUAAAUAAAGAUGUUUUUUUUUUUUGUACUUUACAA
Molecule: messenger RNA, 4602 nt
Organism: Solea solea (common sole)
Lineage: Eukaryota; Metazoa; Chordata; Actinopteri; Pleuronectiformes; Soleidae
Gene: sf3b3
Product: splicing factor 3b, subunit 3
Exons: 27
Coding region: 174-3827 (1217 amino acids)
Biological process (GO): mRNA splicing, via spliceosome
Cellular component (GO): nucleus; U2 snRNP
Molecular function (GO): protein binding; U2 snRNA binding
Source: RefSeq, a predicted model, not a curated record